CAGGUGAUGGCCUACAUGUUUUUUCAGUAAAAAUAGGUAAGUUGAAGGAAGGUACGACCGUGUUGUGAGGUUUCACGGCUGCUCAAUAUGAAGUCUCACAUUCGACAGCCUGUUCUUAAGGUGAGGCUGGCUAUAUCUCCAGCACAUCGCUAAUCCUCUGCACUGACUAUUACUAUCCCUUGUUGUAUAUCAGAUAGCACAUGACAUCUGGUCCCGAGAUCAUUCAUAACGACCUAAUCAUCCAUUCGAGUCGCCGUGAAUACCAUCGUGCAAGGUCUCCUGGACCCCGACUUGUGGCAGUUGCUCUCCCGUUGCUGGAAUGGGAAAGCAGGAUGAGACCUGGGCAACUCCUCCCAGCAGCCCUAUCAGGCAACUUGAUGAACCGAUCAUUAAUCUUCCUCAUCCACCCGACAGCAAUGCAAAUACCAGGAAGAACAAGAGCGGGCCCAAAGAUGGAAACCCUGACCAGCCCAAACCUUCGGAGACUAUCGGCCGCACCAUCCAAGAAUUAGAACGCCUUCUUGCCGAAGCAGUGAAGCUCGCUGAGUCGGCGGGUGCGAUUCAGCAAGAUGUCGAAGCACAACAGACUAGCCUUGACACGCCCACUGGGACAAGACGAACGAGUGAAGAGUUGGCCAGGAAAUUGAACACACAUCUCGAAGCAGCUUCGACCGAGGCUACGAACACACCAACGAGCAGUCGAGCUGCUGGUCCACUUCGGCGGACUGAGUCAGGAAUUGGUCCAACCGAUGUCGAUUCACUUGCUGAUACGUCGCCUUUGGAGGGUUCUAUUCGGCUGCUUCCACCCAAUUCAACUUCGGAACUUCCCAGCGGGAGGAAAGGUGGGCUUUCAAAGCCCAGAGGCAUAUCAGAUGAAGGGUCGAGUGCGCGCAAUAAACGAUCUGUGACGAUACUCGAACCCACUGGGUCUGCCCGUCGAAACAUUACCACCGACGUUCCACGGGGAAAGCGAAAGCACAACCAAUCAUUGGAGCGGCCAGUACCACAAUCACUACCACGACGGGUGCCUGAUUUGCAGCUCAACGAUGUCGAAAUGAAAGACACAGAUGCAGAAGAGAAGGACGGCGGGUUGCGCAGCCCUGGAAUGCUCGAGGUACCUAGAUCAGGACAUGAAAGGCAUUUCUCGCAGAUGUUUGGCAUCAAUUCCAGACAGGGCAGCAUGAACCUGGCACAUGCUGAUGAGGACGGGCUCUGCAAGAUUGAUCUGACUGGGGCGCGACACAUUGAUGUUGACCACCAACCCGAUGGUCUUGAUGUGCACAAAACAUGUCACCAUGCGCCUGUGGCUCGGAACUGGCCUGACUCUCGAAAACGCUUUGCAGCUCUGGUGAGUUGCAUAAACACCGCUUGCUUGGGACUCAUCCUUGGGAUAUACGCUGGAGAAGUCCCUGCGAUCCAGUAUGUGGUCGUUGACCUGAAUCGUCGAAUCAUAUUCGGCAAUGCUUUCCUUUAUUGCGGCCUGAUCUUUCCCACCUUGGUAUGUUGGCCGUUGCCGCUUUUGCACGGUCGCAAACCAUACACCGUUGCGGCGCUUGCAUUGGCCCUGUGUUUGCAAAUACCUCAAGGCCUGAUGGUUGUCUCGUUUAGAUCUCCGGAUGUCGCAAGGUAUCGGGUGAUCUUGUUGCUGGCACGAGGGUUGUCGGGUUUGGUUUUCGGCUUCGUCAACAUGAACAAUCUUGGCACGUUAUUGGACGUUUUUGGCGCUUCUCUUUCGAGCAGCAAGUCUCAUGAGAACUUGGCAAGUGAAUUUGAUGUUCGGCGACACGGUGGGGGGGUUGGAGUAUGGUUGGCAUUUUGGUCUUGGUGCAGCACCGGUUCCAUCAGUAUCGGCUUUGUCAUAGGCGCCUUCAUCAUCAACGGGUCCUCGGUGGACUGGGGAUUUUGGGUCUCGUUAGUGCUCUUGAUGGGCGUCCUUCUGCUGAACGUCAUAGCACCCGAAGUCCGUCGAUCGGCGUUUCGCAGAACCCUUGCCGAGAUCAUUGGCGAAGGAGGGAGCUUCAGCAGAGUGGCACGUGGCGAGGUCAAGUUGCAUCUCACGGGGACCGGACCAUACUGGUGGGGUGAAGAGGUCAAAGCCGGCUUACAGCUCAGCUGGAGAAUGGUCAGGCAGCCUGGCUUUCUGAUCUUGUCCAUAUACGCUGCUUGGGUCUAUGCGCAGUUCACCUUGAUACUGAUGUUACUUGGUGCACUCACCUCGACUUUGUACCGAUUUCGUCCGGUCGAUGUUGGGCUUUGUGUUCUUUCUCUCGCAAUUGGUUCAGCGCUGGCGAUACCAUUCGAAAAAGCAUCAUGGCUCAGCCGUGCGCGAUACCAAGCUCCUCGAACAGACAGCAUGACAUUCCAGAAAGUGUCAUUGUGGUCGUCACACACUAUUCGGCGGACGCUGGCCAUGAUCUUUCUCCCUCUGGCAGCUAUUGGAUACGCUCUUACCUCGAAGGGGCCAGCAUUCUACGUUGCCGUGCCAUGUGUCUUCGCCGGUCUCGUCGGGUAUGCUUCAACAUUGGCCAUCAGUGAAUGCUAUGCUUUGAUCAUGGAGACCUUUGACACCUCGGACCUCCAACCGGGCAUGACUGGCCGCCCAGUGAGGAAGUCGAUUGUGGAGCGAUAUCGCGAGACGAGAACCAACUUCUCCUGUUACCCCAGGAUCAGUGCUGGCAUGGCGGUCACCCAGUCACUCAAAUUUGCUUUUGGAGCGGUAUCAACGAGUAUCUGUGGUAGUGUUGAGAGAAGGUAUGGCGCGAUGCAAGCGGCUGGUAUCGUCGCCGGAGUACUUCUGUUUCUCACACUCCUACUUACAGCAGUUCUGGUCCGCUGGAAAAGCGUCCAGAUGAUUCCUAGUCGCAAGGGGCGGCAGGUUGAUGACGAAGUAGAUGCGGGAUGGGAACCGGUGGUCCUAGGGAACCCCAGCGGAUUGACACGAAAGAUCUGUAUUCUAGAAGCUGGAGAGCAGACCCGAUACGCUGAAAUUCGACGGAGGAACCGCUUGGAGUCUGGGUUGACGGGUGGUUGAGAAGGUUCCAACUUCUAUGGACGUUAUCCUUUUGAC
Exophiala viscosa is the source of this 3067-nucleotide messenger RNA. RefSeq lists its product as uncharacterized. Lineage: Eukaryota; Fungi; Ascomycota; Eurotiomycetes; Chaetothyriales; Herpotrichiellaceae. Gene Ontology annotation, cellular component: plasma membrane. The record is from RefSeq and is a predicted model, not a curated record. Gene Ontology annotation, biological process: transmembrane transport. The transcript has 2 exons. Gene Ontology annotation, molecular function: transmembrane transporter activity. Bases 320 to 3031 code for a protein of 903 amino acids.